Molecule: messenger RNA, 654 nt
Organism: Acanthosepion pharaonis
Lineage: Eukaryota; Metazoa; Mollusca; Cephalopoda; Sepiida; Sepiidae
Source: the annotation of a GenBank genome assembly
AUGCUUCUCCUAUUAUUCCUGACCCUUUUCGAACCCGUUCGAACAUCCAUUUACUCAAAUUCUUUAUGUCGCACUUCUUUCUUUCUUUCUUUCUUUCUUUCUUUGUACCGUGUCCUUUCAGAACUAAUUUAUUCAUAUUUCCGCCUUUUGACUUUUAAUUCAAAACAUUUUCUUUCAUUCUUUCCAUUUCGGUCGAUUCACUAUCUAUCUAUCUAUCUAUCUAUCUAUCUAUCUAUCUAUCUAUCUAUCUAUCUAUCUCAGUCUGUUCAUAUCUAUCUCUUCUCAUUUUAUAUCUAUCUAUCUAUCUAUCUAUCUAUCUAUCUAUCUAUCUAUCUAUCUAUCUAUCUAUCUAUCCCGGUAGAUAGAUAUGAUCUACCUAUUGGGUGUAUAUCUAUCUAUCUAUCUAUCUAUCUAUCUAUCUAUCUAUCUAUCUAUCUAUCUAUCUAUCUAUCUAAUACAGUUCCAUUUUCUUUCUUUAUUUCUCCCUGUCUCUCCUGUUCAUAUCUAUCUAUCUAUCUAUCUAUCUAUCUAUCUAUCUAUCUAUCUAUCUAUCUAUCUUUUCUUGUUUAUAUCUAUCUAUCUAUCUAUCUAUCCGAUGAAUUCACUCGUCGUCUUCAAUGUAUGACAGCUGAGCAGUUCAGUUUAGUGAAGUGA